Messenger RNA from Durusdinium trenchii, 2877 nucleotides. NCBI's taxonomy places the organism in Eukaryota, Dinophyceae, Suessiales, Symbiodiniaceae. The record is from the annotation of a GenBank genome assembly.
GAGAUCUUCGGGGUGAUCCGAGCGCUGAAUCCCUUCCGCUUGACGGGUGCUUCCAGGGACUACAUCGUGGUGGCCUCGGACUCGGGCCGCAUCGUGAUCUUAGAGUACGACGGCACCAAGAACAUGUUUGAGAAGGUUCAUCAGGAGACCUUCGGCAAGACGGGCUGCCGCCGCAUCGUGCCGGGACAGUACCUGGCAGUCGAUCCUAAGGGCCGCGCGGUGUUGAUCGGAGCCAUUGAGAAGCAGAAAUUCGUCUACAUCCUCAACCGAGACUCAGCGGCGCGGUUGACGAUUUCCUCUCCUCUGGAGGCGCACAAGAGCUACACGUUGGUCUACGCCAUGGUGGGCAUGGACGUGGGUUUCGAGAAUCCCUUGUUCGCCAGCAUCGAGCUGAGCUACGAGGAGGUCGACAAGGAUCCCCAUGCGGAGCCUCCACAGAAGAUGCUGACCUUGUACGAGAUGGACCUGGGCUUGAACCACGUGACCCGGAAAUUCGCCGACGCCGUGGACCACAGCGCCCACGCGCUGAUCGCCGUGCCGGGCGGCGUGGACGGCCCCAGCGGCGUGUUGGUGUGCUGCGAGAACUGCUUGGUCUACAAGAAGCAGGGCCAUCCCGAUGUCGUUUGUGCCAUUCCCCGACGUUUGGAGAUGGCGCAAGAGAAGGGCUUGCUCAUCGUGGCGCAUGCCACGCACAAGCUGAAGGACUUCUUCUUCUUCCUGAUCCAGAGUGAGUACGGCGAUCUGUACAAGGUCACCUUGACCCACGACGAGGACAUGGUCUCGGAGGUGCAGGUGAAGUAUUUUGACACGAUCCCACUCAGCAAUGCCUUGUGCGUGCUGAAGACAGGCUUCCUCUUCGCUGCGGCGGAGUUCGGAAACCACGCCUUGUAUCAGUUCCAGGGCAUCGGCACCGAUGAGGAGGAUCCGAUGUGCACCUCCUCCCAUCCUCACGGAGCGCAGGCCCUAGUGGCCUUUAAACCGCGCGCCUUGAAGAACUUGAUGCUCUACGAUGAGAUGCCUUCCUUGUCUCCCAUCAUCGACAUGAAGGUCCUGGACGCCACAGGCGAAGGAAAGCCGCAGCUCUACGCCAUGUGCGGCCGUGGCCCGCGCGCCUCGUUGCGGGUGCUGCGGCACGGGUUGGCCGUGACGGAGAUGGCCGUGUCCGAGCUUCCGGGGAAGCCGAACGCGGUGUGGACGGUGAAGGCGACGAUGGACAGCGAGUACGACCGAUACAUCGUGGUGUCCUUUGUAGAUGUGACUCUGGUGCUCUCCAUUGGUGACACCGUCGAGGAGGUCUUGGACAGUGGUUUCCUGGCCACAGCGCCCUCGCUCUUGAUCCAACUCAUGGCGGAUGACUCCUACGUGCAGGUGCAUCCCACGGGGAUCCGCCACUUGCUCCCCCGACGGACGAAUGAGUGGCGCGUGCCGGGGCAGAAGCGCAUCGUGACCGCCGCGGCCAACGAGCGCCAGGUGGUCAUUGCCCUGUCGGGUGGUGAGAUCCUGUACUUUGAGAUCGAUGAGAGCCACACGCUCAACGAGGUGGCGAAGCGAGACAUGAACUACGAGGUCCUGUGCAUUGCCGUCCAGCCGGUGCCCGAGAACCGCCAGCGGGCCUCCUUCAUGGCGGUCGGAGGUGUGGACAACACCAUCCGAAUCUUGUCCUUGGAGCGGGAGCGACCACUGAAGCAGCUCAGUGCGCAGGCCUUGCAGUCGCCGGCCGAGAGCGUGUGUCUCCUGGAGAUGAAGAACUUGGGCCAGGCGGAGGACGUGCACAGCUUGUUCUUGAGCAUCGGCCUGAGCAGUGGAAUCCUGAUCCGAUCCGUGGUGGACUUUGUCACGGGCACCCUGAGCGAUCAGCGGUCCCGGUUCCUGGGCGCCAAGGCGGUGCGCUUGCACAAGGUCUCGGUGCAGGGCAUGCCUGCCAUGUUGGCCUUGAGCACCAAGCCCUGGUUGUCCUACAACUUUCAGGGCAAGAACCACUGCACUCCCAUGAGCUACGAGCAGUUGGAGUACACCUCCUCCUUCGCCUCGGAGCAGUGUCCCGAAGGUUUUGUCGCCAUCUCCGGCAACACGCUGCGCAUCUUGGCGUGUGAGCGCCUCGGUGAGCUCUUCAACCACACGGUGAUGAACCUCUCCUACACCCCACGGCGCUUCGUGCCCCUGCCGCCGGCGGUGCUGCCGCCGCCCGGGCAGCCAACGACGGAUCCCAUCAUGCUGGCGAUUUUGGAGGCGGACCACAACGCCUACAACGAGGAGACGAAAAGAGAGAUCCGAGCAGCUCUGAAGAAGAUUCGUCUCACCAAGACAGUGGACGACGAGGACGACGUCAAGGAGGAAGACGAUGAGGAAGAUUUGCCCGAAGCACAGGUGGGCACCUUCAAAGCGGGCGAAGGUAAGUGGGGUUCCUGCGUGCGCAUCGUGAAUCCAUCGAGCUUGACGCCGGUCUUCAAGCUGGACCUGGAUAUCGAUGAGGUGCGGAUGGCGCGGACGGCGGAUGGCGGACCGGUGGGACGAGGGUUUUCCGAUUCGGAACCGCCCAAGACCAUUAGAAGAAGGGGAGACACGGAAGCCACACCAGAAUCGUGCACGGUGAGUGUCGGGUUCAGCGUGGGGUUUUGGUUGGGUGCAAGGAAGGAAGUUCAUGAAAAGACUCGAAGCAUGAAGCAUGUGUGGUUUCCAGGGGAAGGGGAAGAGCCUCCGGUCGACCAUGAAAAGGAUGGUGGAGUCCUGGUGGAGCUGGUUGUUUUGUACCCUCGCAGCAAAACCGCGGCCCUUGCAGCAGACCACAACCCCCCCCAGAAAGCCGUCGGACGAUCGCACGUCAGCCUCACUGCCAGGUCACCACCUGCGUCGUCUCCAUUUCAGUCGGGCUUUUAG